CCGGGAGGAUCGGACGCGGACGAGACGGGCGGGGAGGACGGAGGAGCCGGCGAGGACGACGAGGCCGGAUCCCCGGCCAUGUUCAUCCUCCUGGACGAAGGCGCCGGGGCUGCAUCCUCCAAGGCCGAUCCGAUGAGUCGGCGGGCCGUGUUCCGCAAGAGCCGGGGCCUCUCUGCGCUCGCCAUCAGCUCCAUGAGGAAGACCGGGAGCAGUCAUGUGCGUGUGACGUCACUGAGAGAGUGGCCACAUUUUUGCUCGGGGAGCAACGACUGCCCUAAGCAAAUACGGCGACCGGCGUCAGUGCUGCCCGAUGUGGUUCUUUUGCUCUGGCGUGCAGGAGGGAAUUCCAUGCCCCGGGCAGAUUCUGCAGAUGCAUCAGAUUCCAAUGCAGAUGCAGAGUCGCCCCUAAAUGCGAUUGGAUUUUGA
Messenger RNA from Darwinula stevensoni, 426 nucleotides. NCBI's taxonomy places the organism in Eukaryota, Metazoa, Arthropoda, Ostracoda, Podocopida, Darwinulidae. The record is from the annotation of a GenBank genome assembly.